AUGUAUCAAAAAAAUUUGUCUGAUAUACAAAUAAAAUUAUUAAAGAAAAAAAUAAAAUAUAAUAAGAAAUUUACAAUUUCUGGUUUAAAAUUAAUUAUUAAGAAUUUGGAUUCUUAUGAAGAAUAUGUUAAUGUAUAUCCAAUUGUACAAAUGGUUACAAGAACAAAUAUAUAUCAUUCCAAAGAAUAUAUCGAAAAUAUGUUAACAAAUCCUUUAUAUUAUCCUUUUAUAAUAUUAUUAGAUUCUACAGAAAAUGGAGUAGGUUUAACUGAUGGUAGAGUAGGUUCAGGGGAGAAUGGAGUAGAUUCUACAGAUAAUGGAGUUGAUUCUACAGAGGAUGGUUUAAGUUCUAAGGAGACUGGAGUAGAUUUAAAGGAGAAUAGAUUAGGUUCAUCAGAGUCUGGAUUGAGUUCAAGGGAGGCUGGAUUCUACUCAAAUUCUGUAAAUUCAUCCGACUUAACUGAAAAUAGAUUAAAUUCUACAACUUAUUCAUUAAAUUUAAAGGAAAAUUCAUUAAAUUUAAAGGAAAAUUCAUUAAAUUCAACGGAGUCUGGAUUGAGUUCAAAGGAGACUGGAUUCGACUCAGCUUCUGUCAAUCCAUUGGAUCCAUCAGACAUUUCAUUAAAUUCAACAACUAAUUCAUUGGAUUUAAAGGAGAAGGAAUUAACUUUAGGUUCUGGUAUUGUAACGGUUGGUUAUUUUGAAAUAUAUUUAAUGCCACAUUUGGGUAGAUUAUUUGAUUCUCGAUUAGAACGUGUAAUAGUACAUCCUGAAUAUAGAAAAAAAGGCAUUUUUACAUAUAUGUUAACAUUUGUAAUUGAUUUUUGUAAAUCAACACUCAUGUGUAAUAGAAUUGAUUUAACUUCAAAUAAUCCAAUUGCUGAACGAGGUUAUAAAACAUUCCAAUUCGAACAUAUAAAUACAAAUUUAUAUAGAAAAUAUCUUUAA
Molecule: messenger RNA, 948 nt
Organism: Theileria annulata
Lineage: Eukaryota; Apicomplexa; Aconoidasida; Piroplasmida; Theileriidae
Exons: 1
Coding region: 1-948 (315 amino acids)
Molecular function (GO): acyltransferase activity, transferring groups other than amino-acyl groups
Source: RefSeq, a predicted model, not a curated record